GCAACUUUCCUUCCACCAUCACAUUUUAAUCCAGAAUCAAAACAACCUAAUGGAGAUCACCAGCAACAACAUCAUAUGGGAGAAACAUGUUGCAGUUUUUGCAUUCCCUUUUGCCUCACACCCUGCUCUCAUGCUAACCCUGGUCCGUAGACUAGCUUCCGCGGCCCCUAAGGUGGUUUUCUCCUUUUUCAGCACCGAAGCGUCUAACAAGGCUUUGUUCUCUGAGCUCAGUUGUUACAACAUAAAGCCAUAUGAUGUAUCUGAUGGCAAGAAGGACCAUGUUUCUAUCAGAAACCCGGAAGAGGGUAUUAGCUUUUUUCUCACAGUGGCGGAGGACGAGUUCACGAGGGGGGUUCGAGUGGCCGAGAUGGAUACCGGGCUGAGAGUUAGUUGUCUGGUGGUGGAUGCUUUUGUUGGGUGUUCGGGUGAUAUGGCCGAAGAAAUGAACAUUCCUUGGGUCGCGUUUUGGCCAGCCGGAACUUGUUCUCUUGCUGCACAUUUCUAUACUGAUCUCAUUAGGCACAAAUGUGCUCCACUCCUAGGUUCUGCAGGGCCCAACCAAGAAAUUGCUGACUUGAUCCCCGGACUCAAAGCAGUUCGACUAGGUGACUUACCUAGUGGAGUUGUAUUGGGAAAUCUCGAAUCACCAUUCGCAACCAUGCUACAUAAAAUGGGAAGAUCCCUAGCACGAGCAACCGCGGUUCCCAUAAAUUCUUUCCAAGAACUAGACCCUGAUCUAACCAAAAACCUCUCUUCAAAGUUGAACAAUUUCCUCAACAUCGGUCCAUUCAAUCUCAUAUCUGGUGAAGAAUCACCGUCAAAAUCUGAUGAGUUUUCUUGCAUGAAAUGGCUAGAUAAUCAAGAAACAAGAACAGUUACCUACAUUUGCUUUGGAAGACUUUGCAGGCCUCCACCUCACGAGCUUGUAGAGUUGGCUGAAGCACUCGAAGAGAACAAAACCCCGUUUCUUUGGGCGAUAAACAAAGAUUCCCAUAUGCAUUUCCCUAAAGGUUUCUUGGAGAGAACAAGCGCUAAUGGGAUUGGGAAAGUUGUACCCUGGGCACCACAAGAUCAAGUCUUGAAUCAUGCUGCUAUAGGGGUGUUUAUUACACACGGUGGAUGGACCUCGGCCUUGGAGGGUCUUGUAGCUGGUGUCCCGAUGAUAUGUAGACCAUUUCUAGGAGAUCAUUAUAUAAAUUCUUGGAUGGUUGAGAGCUGGGGAAUCGGCUUGAGAAUCCAAGGUGGGAAGUUCACAAAACAUGCGACGCGUUGUGCUUUGGAACAAGCUCUCUCGCUGUCUAAAAACCGAGAUGAGAGAAUUGAAGGUUUGAGAGAUCUUGCUUACAAGGCUGUCGCGAAUGGAAGUUCUGAUAAAAAUUUCAAAACUUUGGUAGAGGUGGUCACCGGUGUGACCAUGCCCUUUGAAUGAACUUUAUUGAAUUACUCUUAACUGUAAUUCGAUAGUUAUGUUCUUAAUGUUAUAUAUAAGAACUUCAAUAAGAAAACAGCUUUAUGGGGCUGAAUAUAUAUGAUAAGAAUGUAACCUUAGCGAAACAUUAUUAAGGAAGCCAUGUUUAAUAAUA
This is a messenger RNA of Helianthus annuus (common sunflower), 1583 nucleotides long. RefSeq names its product kaempferol 3-O-beta-D-galactosyltransferase. Lineage: Eukaryota; Viridiplantae; Streptophyta; Magnoliopsida; Asterales; Asteraceae. The transcript has 2 exons. Gene Ontology annotation, molecular function: UDP-glycosyltransferase activity. Bases 50 to 1429 code for a protein of 459 amino acids. The record is from RefSeq and is a predicted model, not a curated record.